Plectropomus leopardus (leopard coralgrouper) is the source of this 1718-nucleotide messenger RNA. The record is from RefSeq and is a predicted model, not a curated record. NCBI's taxonomy places the organism in Eukaryota, Metazoa, Chordata, Actinopteri, Perciformes, Serranidae.
UUGACACAGACAAGAUAUCAAAGAUGAGCUGCUUUUCCAAAAGAAAGGUGCCCAGUGAAGAAACUUUGGAGAUUAACAGGCCCAAAGAGCCUGAGCUGAGGAUGGUACUGCUUGGGAAGGUUGGAGUUGGGAAGAGUGCUUCAGGAAACACCAUUCUGGGCAGACAAAAUGUAUUCCCCUCCAAGGGCGGCCUAUCAGCGGUCACAGAGAAGAGCCACAAAGAAAAGGGGAAUGUCGAUGGACAAGAUGUGGUCGUUGUUGAUACUCCAGGUUUUUUUCACAUUAAGAGAACUACAGAGGAUUUGGUGAAAGAGAUCAAGAAAUCCGUCUCAUUUGCUGAACCUGGUCCUCAUGUGUUCCUGAUCGUGCUGAGGAUUGAAGAUACGUACACAGAGGAAGAAAAGGAAAUGGUGGAAAUCAUUCACAGAACUUUUGGCAAAAACAUAAUGGAUUACACGAUGGUCUUGUUCACCUAUGGAAGCAGACUGAGAGACACCUCCAUUGACGAAUUUAUCCGAUCGAACAAAAGGCUCCACGAUCUGAUCAUUCAGUGCAAUUGGAAAUACGCAGUUUUUGAAAACAACAAAGAGAAUCCUGAUCAGGUCACUCACCUACUGCAGGAGAUCAACAAAGGGAUUAAGACGCCAAGAGGAAACUACUACACCGCUGAGAUGCUCAAAAAAGCUGAAAUUGCCUUAUAUAAACAAAAGCAAGAUCCAAAAGGAGAGAGAACCAAAGCCAAUUUAACCAAUCUUCGAACUUGUGCUUUUUCUGGGAUCGCUGUCGGAUGUUUGAUGGGGUAUUUUGUUGGUGGCGGUCAGGUGACGUCCUCGGUAGCAGCUGCACUGGGAGGUACAGCAGGCGGAAUAGUGGCAACUGUAGCGGCAGGUUUAGUGAUAUUUGCCAAAGACCGCAUUGAGAAAUGCGCCUCUCUGUAAAAGCAAAAUCAUGGUGGUGAAGUUUGUAUAUUUUGUUAUUUUCUGUUAUUGUUAUUUUAAUGUUGAUUUUAUUCUUUUUUGUUGAUUCAGGGCCAUUCACAUAGUGGAUGAGUCAGCCAAGUUUGUUGCUGAUGGUUGUGGGCUGACGUAAGUAUUUUCUAAAAUAUAUACAUUCAUGCUGACUUCUGAUGUUUUGAUCCAUACACUAAAACUACCUUUUUUGUAUAUUUGAGGGGGAUGGCAGAUUUUUUUUUUUUUCUGAUCAAUGAAGCUUUUCGAAUGACUAGAAACUACAGGGGAAGAGUGAGGACAUGUAUUUAAUUGUUUUUAAUCAGGGUAAACUGACUCUCUAAUAGGUAAUUCAGAAUACUGGUGAAUAUGUACAGUGUUUGGGCUUGACCUUGUCACUAAGACAUUGAGUUUAAAGAGUGGGUUUGCUCAUUUCAGUUUUAUUUGUUUUUAAUCAUGUAAAAAAAAUUUAGAUUUAUUAGUUAACCCUUUGAAAACUGGGCAAAGUGUCUUGAUUUCAUUCAUGGGAACAUGGGAAGAAUACCAUGAGAAAUAAGCAAGAAAUUAGUAGUAGUAGUAUUAGUAGCAAGAAAUCAAAGUCUGCUUUGAAAUUAUAAUGAUUUUAUAUUUUUAUCUUUAAAUCUUUAGUUAUUGAAAUCUUUAAUAUAGGUCUCUGUAAAAAUGUACCUACCUUUUAAGGAAUAAUUUUCUAAAUCUGCUACUAUUUCUUGCAAUUUGUGGGACAUUUCUGGUCAAGUUGCUCAUUGCCCU